AUUAACCUAAUGCUAUAUUUCCUACUUUUAAAAUAUAUUCCUGUAAGAAGUUUUUUUUGGUAAGGUCCUGUAAAAAGUUAUCACUUGGAAAGAAGCCAUUCUCGGAGUUUUGUGAGAGAUCGGCCUGAGCAACAUGCCACUUCAAGGGGUGCAGUUGCAAAUUCUGGAUAGUCAUGCGGUGAUGGAUAAUGGAAUAGUCCAAGUCACAUUGUCCAAACCAGAGGGAAUUGUAACGGGAAUUCGCUAUGGUAACAUCGACAACUUGCUUGAAGUUAUUAAUGACGAAUCUAAUAGAGGGUACUGGGACCUUGUUUGGAGUGCGCCAGGAAGCACAGGAACAACAGGGACAUUCGAUGUGAUUAAAGGAACAAGUUUUGACGUUAUAGUGGAAAGUGAUGAGCAAGUGGAAAUCUCAUUUACAAGGACGUGGGGUUCCUCUCAGGCGGGCAAAUUCGUUCCUUUAAAUAUAGAUAAAAGGUUCGUACUGCUUCGUGGCUCGUCGGGCUUCUACUCCUAUGCCAUCUAUGAGCACUUAGCCGAAUGGCCUGCCUUCAACCUUGCCGAGACGAGAAUUGCCUUCAAGCUCAGAAAAGACAAGUUUCACUACAUGGCCGUAGCAGACAACAGGCAAAGAAAUAUGCCACUACCAGACGACAGAUUGCCGCCAAGAGGCCAAGCCUUGGCUUACCCUGAAGCUGUGCUUCUUGUUAAUCCGGUGGAACCCGAACUCACUGGAGAAGUCGAUGACAAAUACCAGUACUCCUGCGAGAACAAAGACAUUAGACUCCAUGGGUGGAUUUGUACGGGCGAGUCGGUUGGGUUCUGGCUAAUUACACCCUCCGAUGAAUUUAAAUCUGGUGGACCUCACAAACAGAACCUCACUUCCCAUGUAGGCCCGACCACUCUUGCUGUAUAUCUUAGUGCCCAUUAUUCUGGAGAGGAUCUGGUUCCCAAGUUCAAUGCUGGGGAGUACUGGAAGAAAGUUUUCGGGCCUGUGUUCAUGUAUUGUAAUUCCUUAUAUGGUGGAGGAGACCCACUUUUGCUUUGGGAGGAUGCUAAAGAGCAGAUGGUCACUGAGGUCCAAAGCUGGCCUUAUAAUUUCCCAGCUUCAGAGGAUUUCCAGAAGUCUGACCAACGGGGUAAUGUUAGUGGUAGACUAUUAGUUCAAGACAGGUAUGUUUAUGAUGAUUACAUAUCAGCCAGUGGUGCUUUUGUUGGGUUAGCUAAACCGGGAGAUGCUGGAUCUUGGCAAAGAGAAUGCAAGGACUACCAGUUCUGGACUAAAGCAGAUGAAAAUGGCUUUUUCUCCAUUAAUAACAUCCGCACAGGCGACUACAAUCUGUACGCUUGGGUUCCUGGUUUCAUUGGAGAUUACAAAUCCAAUGAUGUUGUCAACAUAACCUCAGGCUGUGACAUUGACAUUGGUGUUGUUGUUUACGAGCCUCCAAGAAAUGGACCAACAUUGUGGGAAAUAGGCAUCCCUGAUCGUUCUGCUGCUGAAUUCUAUGUUCCUGACUCUAAUCCAAAUUUUAUCAAUAAACUUUAUGUCAAUCAUCCUGACAGAUUUAGGCAAUAUGGAUUGUGGGAAAGAUAUGCAGAAUUAUACCCCAAUGAAGACUUAGUUUACACUGUUGGGACUAGUGACUAUGCAAAAGAUUGGUUCUUCGCUCAGGUUACCAGGAAGAAAGAUAACAACACAUAUCAAGGGACUACAUGGCAAAUCAAGUUUACACUUGACUCUCUGGACCAGAGCAGUACUUAUAUAUUGCGAGUGGCAAUUGCGUCUGCAACUAUUUCAGAAUUGCAGGUUCGGGUUAAUAAUCCAAAUGCAAAUCACCCACUCUUUUCAAGUGGGUUGAUAGGAAGAGACAAUUCAAUCGCCAGGCACGGAAUCCACGGGCUCUAUUGGCUGUUUAACGUCGACGUACCGGGCGACCGCCUUGUUCUAGGCGAUAACACUGUCUUCUUGACACAGCCACGGAGCACCAGCCCUUUCCAGGGGAUUAUGUAUGAUUACAUCCGCUUUGAAUGUCCUUCGUCGUCUCCAACUAACAAAGAAAACUCUGAGUUCUGCUAGAAGCAGAGUCGAUAUUCUUGCCGGGCCUACAUAUCUUUGCAGUAUAUCGAUUUGCAUGCAGAAACGCGAUAUGUAAAAUGUUUAAAAUGAUUUAUUCUAUCUUAUAAAGAUCGUUAUUGAGUAUAAAUUUUCAGGAAUUGUGACUUGAGAUCUAUACGCCCAUGUAAUUGUCAGCCUUAAAAUGACCACUAAUCUGCAUUAAAUUGAUGACAACCAGACCACAUGAAUGUAAUUUGCAAUGAAAGAAAGUUUAUGACUCGUGUUGA
Molecule: messenger RNA, 2343 nt
Organism: Mangifera indica (mango)
Lineage: Eukaryota; Viridiplantae; Streptophyta; Magnoliopsida; Sapindales; Anacardiaceae
Product: probable rhamnogalacturonate lyase B
Exons: 14
Coding region: 134-2077 (647 amino acids)
Biological process (GO): carbohydrate metabolic process
Molecular function (GO): carbohydrate binding; catalytic activity
Source: RefSeq, a predicted model, not a curated record